Rangifer tarandus platyrhynchus (Svalbard reindeer) is the source of this 2109-nucleotide messenger RNA. The record is from the annotation of a GenBank genome assembly. NCBI's taxonomy places the organism in Eukaryota, Metazoa, Chordata, Mammalia, Artiodactyla, Cervidae.
AUGGAAGAGGAUACAGAUUUCAGAAUCAGAUUUAGUUCUUUGUGUUUCAUAAAUGAUCAUGUUGGUUUUCAUGGCACCAUAAAAAGCUCACCAAGUGACUUCAUUGUUAUUGAGAUUGAUGAACAGGGAGAGUUAGUUAAUAAAGCCAGUGACAAACCUGUUUAUAAUGUUAGUAAAGUACUACUUGAGCCAAAUAGUUUAGCUAAAAAAGCAAAACUAGAUCUUCAGAUUUUAUCUUUUGAAGAGACAAGCAAUCAAGAAGUCAGUACUUUGGCUGGGAGCUCCAGUGAUGACCACAAUUUUGUGCCUUGUUCAGAAAAGGAAGAUACUGUCAGAGAUAGAACUUCCAAAGGUGAAGAAGAAAAUGUUGAUGUAUUAGGCCUCUUGUUAGAUGAAAAAACUAAUGAAUUACUGAAUCAGUUUGCCUGUGAUAUAAAAGAGAAGUGGGACUCUCAAACUGAGCUAAUUGGACCAUCUCCUGAAUUCUCGUUAGGCAGAAUCCUUGACAAGAACCAGAGGGCUACCUUGCAUAGUGCUAUUAGGCAGAAAUUUCCUUUUUUAAUAACUGUAGGAAAAAACAAUGAAAUUGUUGUAAGACCAAAUCUUGAGUAUAAAGAACUUUGUCACUUGGUAUCAGAAGAGGAAGCAUUUGAGUUUUUUAAAUAUUUGGAUGCAAAGAAAGAAAAUUCCAAAUUUACCUUUAAACCUGAUACAAACAAAGAACACAGGAAAGCUGUCCACCAUUUUGUCAACAAAAAGUUUGGGAAUCUUGUGGAAACCAAAUCCUUUCCUGAACUGAAUUACAGUGCUGAUAGUCCAAGUGUAGUGAUAACUGUAAGGUUUCGGGUGAAAGCACACAAACACUGGAAGAGGUCUCUUCAUGAAUGCCAAGGAAGAAAAGAUAUAUACACAGCUUUUACCCUACGAAAAGAAAAUCUAGAAAUGUUUGAAGCUGUUGGUUUUUUAGCUGUCAAACUUGGCGUGAUUCCUUCGGAUUUUAGUUAUGCAGGACUUAAAGACAAGAAAGCCAUCACUUAUCAAGCGAUGGUGGUUAGAAAAGUAACACCCGAGAGGUUGAAAAAUAUUGAAAAAGAAGUUGAAAAGAAAAGAAUGAAUGUGUUUAACAUUCGGUCGGUAGAGGAUUCCCUUAGACUUGGUCAGCUGAAAGGAAAUCACUUUGAUAUUGUCAUCAGAAAUUUAAAAAAUCAAAUAAAUGAUUCUGCAAACCUGAGAGAGAGAAUUUUGGAGGCAAUAGAAAAUGUUAAGAACAAAGGGUUUGUGAAUUACUAUGGACCACAGAGAUUUGGGAUGGGAAGGAAAGUUCACACAGACCAAAUUGGAUUGGCUUUGCUGAAGAGUGAAACGGUGAAGGCUGUAAAAUUGUUUUUUACACCAGAAGAUUUGGAUGAUCCUGUAAAUAGAGCAAAGAAAUAUUUUCUUCAGACUGAGGAUGCUAAAGGCACACUUUCACUGAUGCCCGAAUUCAAAGUUCGGGAGAGAGCACUGCUAGAGUCACUGCACCGCUUUGGCGUAACAGAGGAGGGCUGCAUCCAGGCGUGGUUCUCCUUCCCCCAUUCUAUGCGCAUAUUCUACCUUCACGCAUACAGCAGCAAGAUCUGGAAUGAAGCAGUAUCUUACAGACUUGCAACUUAUGGCUCAAGAGUUGUGGAGGGUGACUUGGUCUGUUUGGAUGAAGAUGUUGACAAUGAGCAAUUACCGAGUAGUAAAGUUCAUCUAGUAACCGAAGAAGAGGAAUCAGCUAACACAUAUGCAAUACAUCAGGUGGUUCUUCCAGUGCUUGGAUACAAUAUUCAGUACCCGAAAAACAAAUUAGGGCAGUGGUACCAGGAAGUACUCAGCAGAGAUGGACUACAGACAUGUAAAUUUAAAAUACCUACCCUGAAACUGAAUGUUCCAGGGUGCUAUAGGAAGAUUUUGAAACGUCCCUGUAAUCUCUCAUACCAGCUGAUGGAAGACCAUGGUACUGAUGUCAAGAAGGAAGGUUCCCACAUCGAUGAAGCAACUUUAUCCCUUUUGAUCUCUUUUGAUCUUGAUGCUUCGUGUUAUGCUACAGUUUGUCUGAGGGAAAUAAUGAAGCAUGACUUUUAA